Messenger RNA from Malassezia japonica, 2730 nucleotides. It is a transcript of the gene STE11, whose product is annotated as mitogen-activated protein kinase kinase kinase. Gene Ontology annotation, molecular function: ATP binding; protein kinase activity; protein binding. The record is from RefSeq and is a predicted model, not a curated record. Bases 1 to 2730 code for a protein of 909 amino acids. Lineage: Eukaryota; Fungi; Basidiomycota; Malasseziomycetes; Malasseziales; Malasseziaceae. Gene Ontology annotation, biological process: protein phosphorylation. The transcript has a single exon.
AUGCCGCUCCGACAGUGGAAUGUGGGCGACGUCGUGGCAUGGCUGCACGAGAGUAAUUUAGGGCAGCAUGCAGCGCUGUUCACAGAUAAUGAUAUAAACGGGUCCGCCCUGCUGCAGCUCGACCAGUCCAAGCUGAAGGAGAUGGGCAUUCCGAGCAUGGGCGAGCGCCUGCGCAUCGUCGCGGCGGUACGUGCGCUGCACAAGCGCUUGGUCGAGGCGAAUGCACACCGGCAGCAGCCGACCUGGACCGAUGCGCAGUUCGGUAUCGCAGGGCAUAAUGCGCGCGCCAAGCCCAGCGGCGAGUGGCUCGUCGCGCCGCCCGAGCCCGAGGCCCAUCGGCAUCCAUCGCCGGGGCCGAGCUACUCGAGUCACACGAUGGCGCGGCACGAGUCGGAUAUCGGAUCCCCGCUCUCGGCACGCACGCAGACACCGCUCGCACGCCACGCGUCGGCCGUCCCGCCAAGCGUGCGUAGGCCGAAUACCGCGACCGGCAUCUCGUCGGGGCCGUGGCCCAUGGCGAGCACGCCGACGAGCAUGGCAAGCACUGCGAGUCCAAGCGCACAGCAGACUGCGCGCCCACGGCGCCCGGCGACCUCCUCGUCGACCUCGCCGCAGAACGUCGGCUAUGCCGUUGGGCGCGGCGCGUUUUCCGCGAGCGCCGCCGCCAAGCAGCGCGUCGCACAAAUCAGCGCACCGUACAACCUGCGGCGGGGAGACUCGGAGUCGGACUCGGACAGCGCGCGCGACGCGGACGCCGUCUCGCCGGGCGUGCCGCAAUUCAAGGGCGUGCGCAAAGCGCUUAUCAAGUUCUUUGCCGAGGACGGCACCUCGCGUGUUGUCGACGUGAGCGAGUGCCACGACGCACACGAGGUGCUCGUGCGCGUCCUACGCAAGUUCGGUCUUCCCCAGGUCGGCGCGGAACUCGAGUCGGUGACCUACAUGAACCCUUACGCGAUGGCCAUGGCCGGCAGCGACGGCAAGCCCAAAGUCCUCUCUGAGAGCGAACUGAUGACCGUGUGCAGCACGCCGCAUGCAUUCACGCCGGUGUGGCACAAUGGCCUCCUUUUGAUCGACACAACACUCCCACUUCCCGGCAUCGCCGAGGGGGACAUGACGAUGCGCCGCGCAUCCACCUUUAGUAUUCUGUCCGGCCUCGGCGUCGAGAACUUACCGCCGGAGCGCUCGCCGCUCCCGACAAACACCGCGUCGUUCGCGCGGCGCGCCGCACGCCCGGCCGUCGCGAUGGCCGCCGCCGCCGCCGAUCCCCUCAAGGCGGGCACGCGUGUCCGGCGGCGCGUGCGCAACUUCUUUGGACAGCGGCCGCCGUCGGAGCUCAUUAGCUCGCACCUUGCCGAGUACUUUCCCGAGACAGACAGCCGCGAGCUGCAGCGCCAUUCGCGCGCGUCGCUUGGGGAUAUUUCGAUGCUGCAGCUGUCGAGUGCGGCGAGCGCCUCGCCCAAGGAGUCCCAAACGCCGAGCGUGCCGCACUCGGCGCAGCCGCUCUCGCCGCGGUCGCCGUUGAGCCCGUCGUGGGCCGACGGCCGUGGCCUCCCGCCGAUGCGGCGCUUUGCCCCCGAGGCCGCCGAGGAGGCGCAGCGUCCGGCGCCGCCGCCGCCGCCCACCGAGACGGUCGACGACGAGACGUCGAGUCUGGUCACUAUGGACGAGAUCACGCAGGAUCUCGAAGAGCGCAAUGCGAUCGACAUGGAGCCUGCUGGCCAGAGCUCCGUCAUUGUCGACCAGGACGGCGUCCCGAUCCCGGUGCACAGCCCCCGUGCGCGCGAGCCGAGCGAGCAGUCGCUCGCGUACGUCGAGACCGCGCCGCGGCCCCCCACGACUCCGGCGGCGACGCGCAGCGAGGGCGCAGAGACCGAGGCGGUCAAGCCGCGCAUCCGCUGGCACAAGGGUGCACUGAUCGGCGCCGGCUCCUUUGGCAAGGUCUUCCUCGGAAUGAAUGCCAAGACGGGUCUGCUGAUGGCCGUGAAGCAAGUCGAGCUGCCGACAACCGACGAGGCGAAUACGCAGCGGCGGCAGUACAUGGUCGAGUCGCUCGAGUCGGAAAUUGCUCUGCUCAAAACGAUCCAGCACCCGAACAUCGUGCACUACCUCGACUCGUACGCCGACGGCGAGUUUCUUAAUAUUUUCCUCGAGUACGUCCCGGGCGGCUCGGUGGUGGCGCUCUUGCGCAACUACGGCGCAUUUGAGGAGCAGCUCGUGCAGAACUUUGUGCGCCAGAUCCUCCAGGGUCUUCGCUUUCUGCACGCGCAGGCAAUCGUGCACCGCGACAUCAAAGGCGCCAACAUCCUUGUGGACAACAAGGGUGGUGUCAAGAUCAGCGACUUUGGCAUCAGCAAAAAGGGCGAGAGCGGGCUGCUCGUCCAGGCCCGGGGCCAGCGGGGCAUGCUGCAAGGCUCGGUGUACUGGAUGGCGCCCGAGGUGGUGAAGCAGACCUCCUACACGCCCAAGGCGGAUGUGUGGAGCGUCGGCUGCCUCGUCGUCGAGAUGCUCACCGCGUUGCACCCCUGGCCCAAGCUCGACCAGAUGCAGGCACUCUUCCAGAUCGGCAUGAGCAAGCACCCUGCGCUCCCAGACGACAUUAGCGCGCCGGCGACCGACUUCCUAAAGGCGACCUUUGCCGUGCAGGAAGACGACCGGCCCAGUGCGGAACAAUUACUGGAGCAUGUAUUUAUCACGCAACUCACCCCCGACACGCCCGCCGAGGGUUUGUAG